AUGCAGACGACCGAGGAUACCAUGUUCAUGGAUCUUUCAGCGAAACGAGACCAGUUUGUGGCACGCACUCUCCUUGUGGAGUUAUUAGCGCAUCAAUUCUGUUACCCGGUACAAUGGAUUCAAACGCAGGAUUUGCUUCUUGGGUCUCGAAACACCGAGCGCAUAAUCGAACUGGGCCCCGGAAAUACGCUGGUGAAUAUGGCAAAGCGGACCAUCGGGCUCAAAUACGAAUCGAAAGACACGGCGCAGAAUAUGUCGAGACAAUUACUGACUUUCCAACAAAAUUUCGACAAGAUCUCUUACGACCAGAAAUUCGUGCAGCCGCCGGAAGUGCGCCAGGCACAGUCCUUCCAGUCGAAUUCAGAGCCCGUAAAGAGCGUAGCAGUUACUGCUCCUCCUCCGGAAGGCUCCAUUGUACCGCCGGCGACAUCCCCACCUCCCAACACCACACCUGCACCGACGCAAGAAGUUGAAGAUGCGCCGGCCAGCGUGGUGGAUAUUGUAUCUACGAUCACGUCAGUAGGGAUGAAAAAGCCCCUCGAUGGCUUUGACAUGUCCAAGUCUAUCAAGGCGUUAGCAGGAGGCAGGUCAACGCUCCAAAAUGAAAUCAUCGGCGACCUCGCCGCCGAGUUUGAUACGAUCCCCGAAGGAGCUGAAGACCUUCCUCUCGACGCGCUAUGCGCCAGCCUUCAGGCAACAUUUUCCGGCAGGCUCGGGAAGAAAUCGGCUUCGUUGAUCGACAAGAUGAUAUCUCAGAAGUCACCGGGGACUUUCCAGAAUGCCGGCAUCCGCAAGCAUCUCAAACAGCGGUGGGGGUUCGGACCAGGACGACAGGACAGCGUGCUUCUGUGGGCCGUCACUUCGCAACCGGACUUCAGGUUGAAGAACGAGGACGAGGCCAAGAUCUUCCUCGACAGCGUUGCGCAGAUCUAUAUCGCCAAGAACGGUCUCCAGCUUCCAGAUACGUCCAACGCCGGUGCGACAUCUGCUGGACAGACCACUAUCAGUGCGGAAGCCCUGGACUUCCUCGAGGCCAAACAGAAAACGGGUUUCACAGAGCAACUCAACAUCUAUUCCAGGCUUCUGGGCCUGGACUUGCAGGCCUCCGAGGUGGCUGUAGCCGCCUUGCGACAGCGGAUUGCCGAGCUCGAAAGCCAGCUAGAUCUCUGGAAUGCGGAACAUGGAGAGGUCUACGCCUCCGGCAUCAAACCCAUGUUCUCGGCCUUGAAGACGCGAACAUACGAUUCUUGGUGGAAUUGGGCGCUACAGGAUCUGUUGACCUUGGUUUCAAAGGUUCGGAUCGACCGCCUCAGGGAUGGAGACCAAGAGUACCAACUCCUCAAGCGAAGUCUGCAAAACCGGUCGCAUCCAAGACUGAUUGACGCCCUACAAUUCUUAGCAUCCCAGACUACGGAUCGUGACCUAGCGGAGAUCUUCAAACAGCUACAGAGCGAUUGCGAAGCAUCUUCUAAGCACAAGCCUGCUGCUUACCCUGACUCCAACUCCAUGGCUCCAGUCACGGUGAUUGACGAAACUGGGAAAAUAGUCUACAAAGAACGGCCAAGGUCUGCAGACACCGACGAAGACAACAAAUACAUUCGACUCGGGCGCAAAGGCCUGGAUAGGUGGGAGUACGAUGCAUCCCUGUCUUCCAAAUUGCAUCAAUCGCUCAAAGACGCCGAAUCAUCCGGCAUUACUCUGGCCGAAAAGACGGUCCUUAUCACUGGAGCAGGUGCAGGGUCCAUCGGAGCGGAGCUUGUCCGAUCUGUCCUCCAAGCAGGCGCCUACGUGAUAGUGACAUCAAGCUCCUACUCUCCCAAAGUCACCAAAUACUAUCAAGACGUGUACACGAGGUACGGUGCCCGAGGAUCGAAGCUCGUUUUGCUACCUUGCAACCAAGCCAGCGUUCAAGACAUUGAGGCCCUGGUGCAAUUCAUCUACGCCAAAGAUGGGUUGGCCGCGGAUCUCGAUUAUGUCGUUCCCUUCGCCGCCAUCUCAGAGGUCGGGCGAGAAAUGGACAAGUUGGAUUCUAAAUCCGAACUGGCCCAUCGGCUCAUGUUGACCAAUACGCUACGGUUGCUGGGCCUCGUCAAACAACAGAAAGAGUCUCACCGGAUCAUGACCAGACCUGCUCAGGUCAUCUUACCCCUGUCGCCCAAUCACGGAAUGUUUGGCGGCGACGGCUUGUACGCCGAGUCGAAACUUGGCUUGGAGUCUCUGUUCGAAAAGUGGCGCACCGAAAAUUGGAGCGAGUAUCUUACAAUAUGCGGAGCCAUUAUCGGAUGGACCAGAGGUACAGCGCUCAUGUCUGACAACGACAUUGUGGCAGAAGGGAUGGAGAAGCUCGGGAUGCGGACGUAUUCUCAGAAAGAAAUGGCAUUCAACAUCCUCACUUUGAUGAGCCCGUCCAUUCUGCCUCUGUCCGAGACGGACCCGUUGGUGGCUGACUUGAGCGGAGGCAUGGGCGGCGUGGCCAACCUCAAAGACGUGACUACAAACAUUCGGAACUCAAUCAACCAGACAAGCGAGGAAUGUCGAUCCAAGUCCAAGGAGGCUGCAUUUGAUGCUCAACCAAAGAGUGUAGAACCCCAGAUCGAAAGACAAGCCAACCUGGAGUUCAGCUUUCCUGACUUGCCAAGCUGGGAGACCGAAGUGGCGCCACUGGCCGAGCAGCUGGAGGGUAUGGUCGACCUCGAUCGAGUCGUGGUCAUCGCUGGAUUCGCCGAGGUUGGCCCCUGGGGCAAUGCCCGUGUUCGGUGGGACAUGGAAGCAAACGGGCGCCUGUCCACCGAGUCGUGCAUCGAACUUGCUUGGAUCAUGGGUUUGAUCAAGGCACACUCUGGGAUCGUCGACGGCCAGCCCUAUGCAGGUUGGCUUGACAAGGAGACGGGGAAGCCGAUCACGGAUCAAGGCAUCUCCGACAAGUAUGGAAAACACAUGCUCAAGCACGCCGGACUACGGCUCAUGGAGCCCAAAAAGGACAGUCCGCUCUGGAACGCAAGGGAGUCUCUGCAGGAGAUUGAGAUAUCGAAGGAUCACGAACCCUUUGAGGUUUCUGAAGACGCCGCGCUGGACUUGAAGAGGGCGCAUGGCGAACAUGUCCACCUUUCGCCAAACCCGGAGUCAGGCCAGGUCAAAGUCACGCUCAAGAAGGGCGCGAGGAUCAUGAUCCCAAAGCUGCUCCGCACCCAGCACACCGUGGGUGGACAGGUUCCGACGGGCUGGGACGCACGAACCUACGGUGUCCCCGACGACAUCAUCAGCCAGGUCGACCCUGUGACGCUCUACGGUCUGGUGUGUGCGGCCGAGGCGCUCCGGACGGCGGGGAUUCUGGAUCCGUACGAACUGUACCAGUACAUCCACGUUGCUGACGUGGCCAACUGUGUGGGGUCGGGCUUUGGAGGCGCGGCCAGCCUCCGCAAGAUGUUCCGGGGCCGAUACCAAGAUACUCCGGCGUCCAACGAUGUUCUGGCCGAAUCAUUCAUCAACUCCGGGAGUGCAUGGAUCAACAUGCUCCUGCUGUCCGCUGCGGGGCCGAACAAGACGCCGGUCGGGGCGUGCGCGACAUCGAUCGAAUCACUGGAUACGGGAUACGACCUGAUUGUGAACGGCAAGGCCAAGGCAUGUCUGGUUGGCGGAUUUGACGACAUGCUGAAAGAGAUCUCGGAAGAGUUCGCCAACCUCAAAGCCACGAUCAACGCGGACGAAGACGCCCUUCGCGGCCGCGAGCCCAAGGAGAUGAGCCGGCCGGCGACAUCGUCCAGAAAAGGAUUCGUGGAAUCCGAAGGCGCGGGGAUCCAGCUAGUCACCUCUGCCAGUCUAGCCUUGGAGAUGGGUCUGCCGAUCUAUGGAGUGGUGGCCUUGACAAACACCGCCAUGGACAAGGCUGGGAGAUCACUGCCUGCGCCCGGGCGUGGGAUUCUAGGCUCCGCAAUCCAGCAGCAUCACAAGUACGAGUCCGCCUUGAUGAACGUGGCAUACCGGAAGCGGGCUCUGAGAGCCAGACUCAACCAAGCCAAGGAGAUGCGCGAAUUGCAGCUAUCCUACCUCGAAGAGGAACUAGAGAACAUGAAACUCCAACACGUUGACAUUAACCUGGACGAGUAUCGCGAGCAACGCAUUUGCGGCAUCAAUUCCGAUUCUACGCGGGACGAGAAAGAAGCUCUCAACACGUACGGCAACCAGUUCUGGGUGCAUGACAGCUCGAUAGCGCCGAUCCGUGGCGCCCUCGCGGUCUGGGGCUUGAGCGUCGACGACAUCGACGUCAUCUCCUUCCACGGCACGUCUACCAAGGCCAACGAGAAGAACGAGGCGGCCGUGGUGCAAGAACAAUUGAAACACCUUGGCCGGAAGAAAGGGAAUGUCGUGGCCGGCGUUUUCCAGAAAUCGGUCACCGGUCAUCCCAAGGGCCCGGCCGGCGCAUGGAUGCUGAACGGUUGUCUCCAGAUGAUGGAGAGCGGGCUGGUGCCUGGAAACCGCAACGCAGACAAUAUCGAGGAUGCUCUGGAGAAGUUUGAUUUCUUGGUCUAUCCGAACAAAGGCGUCAAGAGGCAGGAAAUCAAGGCUUUUUCGGUCACGUCUUUCGGGUUCGGUCAGAAGGGCGCACAGGUCAUCGGCGUGCAUCCGAAAUAUCUCUACGCCACUAUGAAGAGGGACGACUUCCGGGCAUACGAAGGACGGCUCAGGAUCCGGGAGAAAAAGGCCAGUCGCAGCUUCCAUGAAGGCUUGUCUAACAACUCGGUGUUUGUGGCCAAGGAAAAGCCGCCGUAUGCCGCAUGCGAGGAGAUGAAGGUGUUGUUGGAUCCGGCUGUGAGACUGCCUAACAGUUUGUGA
This is a messenger RNA of Capronia coronata CBS 617.96, 4833 nucleotides long. RefSeq lists its product as uncharacterized. Gene Ontology annotation, cellular component: fatty acid synthase complex. Gene Ontology annotation, molecular function: holo-[acyl-carrier-protein] synthase activity; 3-oxoacyl-[acyl-carrier-protein] reductase (NADPH) activity; fatty acid synthase activity. NCBI's taxonomy places the organism in Eukaryota, Fungi, Ascomycota, Eurotiomycetes, Chaetothyriales, Herpotrichiellaceae. Gene Ontology annotation, biological process: long-chain fatty acid biosynthetic process. The transcript has a single exon. The record is from RefSeq and is a predicted model, not a curated record. The coding region runs from base 1 to 4833 and encodes 1610 amino acids.